GUGCGUUCUGCCCUUACAAAUUCAUGUGCUGACGGACUUCGAAACAAAAGGAAGGCGCUGGCGAUGGCGAAAUUUAUCUUGUCUAUUUUCCUUGCAAUAUUCCUUCAAACCCUUUAUGUAAAUGCAGAGGAGUAUGUAGACAAGUGCAUAGAAGGAAAGUGGCACAAAAAGUCGCCCUCUCCCGAAACAGCCGAGUUCAAAACUUGCCAUGCCUUUAAAGAAAGCAGUUGUUGCAACGCAGCCUUUACGGUGGAAUUGAUGGCCAACGAAACCCGCAAUUUGUACAACCAUUCCUGGCAUCGCUGCGGUACUCUCUCAGCAAAAUGUCAAUCCUUUUGGGUUAAACAGGAAUGUUUUUAUCAGUGUUCUCCCAAGGUUUACCGAUAUGAAGAUCCAAAUUUUAAAGGGGGUCUGAAAGGUGUACCAGUUUGUUCUGGCUUUUGUGAUGAGUGGUAUGAAGCCUGUAAGGAAGAUCAGAUUUGUGUUGAAAAUGUUCUUGUGGACUAUAACUUCACCAAACAUGAAGAGAAUUACUGUCCUGUCAACAGCAGCUGUAAGUCGUACCAGGCCAUGUAUGGAAAUGGUAAGAACCUUUGCGAGAAGAUGUGGGGAGAGUCAUACAAAUACACCCUGCCAAACGCUGACUACUCCAACUGUUUAAUGAUGGACCCAUCUAAGAAAGUGAAAGGCAUUGGCAUCACCAGUGUCCCGAACAUUUCUCUGUUGGCUCUCAUCCUCUUCAUCAUGGCUUUAAUGCAAUAGUUUGUGUGUUAUUCUUCUUUGUUCAGAAACAAAUUCUUCUUUGAUUAAGGCUCCUGGUGAAUUUUGUUUUGUCUCAGUUGAAGCUGUGAUGACAUUGUGUGCAUUUGAAAUCACUUAAGGAAGUUACAGAAUGCAGAUGUUAGGCUAGACUGUCCCUCAGCACCUUUGUAAGACAAACUUAUUUUAAAAUGAUUGGUGCAGGACCAAUUUUUUUUUUUUGGAAUUCCUCAACUGAUAGGAAGUAACAUCAUUUAAAAUACUUAUUGAGAUCUUAGAUAUUUGGGAAUUAUUCUGCAUAGUCUUGUACAUCAUUUUGGUAUUACUGUGUUAUAUUGAUAGUGUGUUGUAAUUUUUAAUGUGUGGCCUGUAACAAGUAAGUUAUGUUAAGGAAUUCUGUAACUGUUCUGCAGAAAUGUUUUUGAUGAGUCUGUAGUUAUUGGUUCUUAACAAUUGGCCAUUGUAUUUAUGAUUUAAUGGUAUUUAUUGAUACAUUUAUUUUGGGUUUGAAACUUCAGGUCUCAGUCAGCACAUCAUGCUAUGAUUAUUAUUAGAAUUGUGGGAUGAAAAUCUGCACAAGUUAUGAAAUAAAGCUCUACGAAAUUUUUUGA
Messenger RNA from Pocillopora verrucosa, 1370 nucleotides. RefSeq names its product riboflavin-binding protein-like. NCBI's taxonomy places the organism in Eukaryota, Metazoa, Cnidaria, Anthozoa, Scleractinia, Pocilloporidae. Gene Ontology annotation, cellular component: external side of plasma membrane. The record is from RefSeq and is a predicted model, not a curated record. Gene Ontology annotation, molecular function: signaling receptor activity; riboflavin binding; riboflavin transmembrane transporter activity.